Molecule: messenger RNA, 855 nt
Organism: Arabis nemorensis
Lineage: Eukaryota; Viridiplantae; Streptophyta; Magnoliopsida; Brassicales; Brassicaceae
Source: the annotation of a GenBank genome assembly
AUGGAACAAAGUAGAGAAGACAAGACAAGACAAGAACUUGUAGCUCUUCUAGUGGAUUUCAGGAUUGAUAAUGGUGUAGCUUCUGGGAUGAUGAUGGGGAUACCAGUCGAGCUCGAGGUUACCACGGUCGAGAACCAUCAUGAAAUGGGCGAAAGCUCUGGUCAAGCAAUGAUUGAGCAAGAUGAUGAGAAUCAUAACGAAAUCGGUGAAAAUUCAGGUCAAGCUAUGCUUGAAGAAGACGAGAAGGUUGAUCCGGAUUCUAUUCCUUUGGCAGUUGCAGAUAUGGCGGAGGUUCAAGUAGCGGAUGAGCCUUAUGUUGGGCAAGAGUUUGAAUCCGAAGCAGCUGCACAUGGGUUUUAUAAUGCGUAUGCUACGAAAGUAGGGUUUGUUAUCCGUGUUAGUAAACUGUCAAGGUCAAGGCAUGAUGGAUCUCCCAUAGGUAGGCAACUUGUUUGUAACAAGGAAGGCUAUAGGUUGCCUAGUAAACGCGACAAGGUUAUUAGACAACGAGCGGAAACAAGAGUUGGAUGUAGAGCAAUGAUCUUGAUUAGAAAAGAAAAUUCUGGUAAAUGGGUUAUCACAAAGUUUGUCAAGGAGCAUAAUCAUCCUUUGAUGCCUGGAAGGGUUCGAAGGGGUUGCAUUUACGAUCAAUAUCCGAACGAGCACGGCAAAAUCCAGGAGCUAAUGCAGCAGCUAGCUGCAGAGAAAAAGAGAGCCGCUACUUACAAAAAGCAUCUUGAAAUGCUCUUUGAACAGAUCGAACAGCACAACGAAAGCCUUUCUAAGAGAAUCCAACACAUAGUAGACAAUGUAAGGGAUCUGGAACAGAGAGAUCAUCAACAGAACCAAGUAUAG